This is a messenger RNA of Salvelinus namaycush (lake trout), 3489 nucleotides long. RefSeq names its product transmembrane protein 87A-like. The transcript has 19 exons. Gene Ontology annotation, biological process: retrograde transport, endosome to Golgi. The record is from RefSeq and is a predicted model, not a curated record. Gene Ontology annotation, cellular component: membrane; Golgi apparatus. The coding region runs from base 3 to 1739 and encodes 578 amino acids. NCBI's taxonomy places the organism in Eukaryota, Metazoa, Chordata, Actinopteri, Salmoniformes, Salmonidae.
ACAUGGCUGCUUCUGUACGGGUGAGGACGUGGAACAGCACGGCUAGCUCAGUGAAAACCUGGCUCCUUUAUUUGGCUGGGAUUAUUUUACUAGGAGAUGUAAAUAGCGGGGUGAUGGCAGCUCCAGAACCAGGACAAUGGAGAAUUACAGUUGUCAAUACCUCAAGACCAUUGCUUUUGAGGAAAUCCAUGUAUAAAGACACUGAUAUCAAAUUGAAAGUUGUGUCCUUUGGAUGUCCAGAGGAGAUGACUUUUACCAUUCAAUGGUACUUGAAAUACUACCCCUGUCACAACGAGUUCAAUAAUAUUGAGGAAAUGUAUGAGAGGACGCCACUGAGUCGAGGACAGAGUAUGGAUCCUAACCCUCUAGGACAAGGGGAAUGCAUUGAGCACAAGCACAAGCCCUUGACCUGCAACAAUGACCUGCGAUACUUCCCAAUGCUAAAUAAAGCCAAGGUGGAACCACGGACAGUUGUCCCGCCCAUGGAAGGGGCAGCACCGGGUUCGGAUGAGAACUACACCAAAUGGACGAUGGAGGAGUACGACAAAGUCAGCGGUGUGAAGAAUGCCAGUGUGUCACUUAAAGAUGAUGUCAUUGCCACCACGUGGAAGGAUGGCCCCUAUCUGUUUGUGGUGGUGAUUAAAUCUAACAAACAGGAAGCCAACUGGAAUUUAACUGUAAACGUUGUAAUGAAAGGAACUCACGGCUACAUCUCCAUCACUGAAUGGCCUCUCAUGAUCUUCUACAUGGUGAUGUGUAUAGUGUACAUCCUGUACGCGUUACUCUGGUUCAUGUGGGCUGCCUGCUACUGGAAGGACUUACUGCGGAUCCAGUUCUGGAUAGCUGGAGUCAUCUUUCUGGGCAUGGUGGAGAAGGCUGUGUUCUGUGCUGAGUACGAGAACACCAACGGUGUCGGGGCAGCUUCUCCAGGCCUGUUGAUCUUUGCUGAGCUCAUCUCUGCCCUGAAGAGAACCCUGGCACGGCUGCUGGUCAUUAUUGUUAGUCUGGGAUAUGGUAUAGUCAAGCCUCGACUGGGUACAGUGAUGCACAGAGUGGUGGGACUAGGCGUCCUGUACUUUGCCUUUGCUGCUAUCGAAGGUGUGCUUAGGAUCACUGGGGGUCGUGACAAUGGCCUUUCCCUCAUCACAAUCGUUGUUCUAGUUGUGAUGGACUCCUGUAUCGUCUGGUUCAUAUUCGUGAGCCUGGCUCAAACUAUAAAGACACUGAAGCUGAGGAGAAACCCAGUCAAACUGUCUCUCUACAGACACUUCACGAACACACUCAUCUUUGCCAUCAUAGCUUCAAUCAUUUUCAUGGUGUGGACGACAAAAAAAUUCAGGCUAGCAGAUUGUCAGUCGGACUGGAUGGAGCUGUGGGUAGAUGAUGCCUUCUGGAGGUUCCUCUUCUCCAUCAUACUGCUGGUUAUCAUGUUCUUAUGGAGACCAUCUGCUAACAACCAGAGGUAUGCAUUCACUCCUCUGAUGGAUGACUCUGAUGAUGAGGAGAUCGAGGAGUUCCUGGUGUCAGCUAAUUUGGCUGACGGCAUAAAGUUGAGAGCAACCAACUCCAGGAGUGAGACGAACGGUUCAGCCAAGCCUUCAGGACCCAACCCGGAUGAAGACAUGAAAUGGGUGGAAGAGAACAUUCCUACCUCUUUAACAGACAUAGCGUUGCCUGUUCUUCUCGACUCGGAUGAGGAAAUCAUGACCACAAAAUAUGAAAUGUCCAAGAUGGAGUAACAUGGAAAGUCUUCCUCCUACCCACUGUGGAUGCAGAGCAUCUCUUCCUCGGAUUCCUAAUGCAUGGCAUGGAAUAGACAGAUCAUCUGGAGCACGACACCUCUCCAAUCCUAGUCCUAGGGCUGUUUAGGCUGAGGCUCAGACCUCUGUUCCUCUGUACAACACUACUGUGGCUUAACGCAACACCUCUGACUUUGCGAUCAGCAGGGUCCUAUUCAUUGGGCAUCAAAUGGAAGAAAAUUGAUUAAAACGGGGAGGUACUACUUCAACUUGUCCAAUAAGAAAUACUUGUUUUAGUUUUCCUUUCCAGAGUGUUUUGUUAUGGUGUGCCCUAAUGUAUUCAACCUAUGUUAUAUGUGGGCAACAGAAAAUCUCACCUGCAAUACUCCUAUUCUGUGCGUCCCAAAUGGCACCCUGUUCUCUAUAUAGGGCACUGCUUUUGACCAUGGCCCAUAACGUUUUAUAGGGAAUAGGGUGCCAUUUGGGAUGUAACUUAUGAGACUUCUGUUCCCCCCAAAAAUACUUCACUUUAUGUUAAAUGCUGUAUGUAUUUAUUAACAUUUUUGCUCACUAAACUUGACUUUAUAGGAGAGAGGAACAAGCUGGUAUAUUAUUUCAACACCAAUUGGACACACUGCAUAAUAACAUUACCAAUAUUAUUUUGAUAGAUGAUAACAUUCAGAGGUGUAAAGUAAACGUUAUUUAUUAUAUGUUUCACUAAGUGAAGCUUUAUUGCUUCCUAACCAAAGUAUAAUGUGAUGUGGGAGAGUUUGUGUGCGUUUUUGUCUAGGCUGGGACACAGGAUUCAUAUGUGCAGUGUGUUACGCAGUACUAAACAGACGUGUUCUUGAUAAUGUCAGUGUACAAUUGCAGGACUUUAGGUCUGUUCAGGAGGAUGUAACAUUACAGAAUGUUCAGAUAGAAAUGUAUGGUGUAGAAGAGAUUGUCUCUCAGAUAGAAAUACAAGGAAUAGAGCUGACAUGAUUCCCUAUUCUAUCUACUAUCAAUGUUCAGAAAGUUUACAUCACUGAAUGGACCCCUGAGGUUGGUUGAGGCUUACGUCAUUGAGGAGUUGUGUGUUUGAAUGUGAGUGGAGGGAAUCUUUAGCCUGGUUCCAGAUCAGCAAUAACAGCGUUACAAUGGCCAUAGGAGUUGGCAAGACGGCACAAACACAUCUGGGAUCAGGCUAGGAAGUCCUCUGUUUCCGCUAGUCAAAUAAAGAGCAAUAUUAUAUACGUCCUAUGACCCUGUAAGGUUUACUUACACUCCUCUAGUACCCUCCCCUUAUCUUUUUUACAUUGCUUGUGCACUAAAUGGUACCCUAUUCCCUAUAGCAGGGGUGCCAAACUCAUUCCAUGUAAGGCUGAGUGUCUGAAGGUUUGUUUUUUCCUUUCAAUUAAGACCUAGACAAUCAAGUACAAAGGAGGAGUGAAAACCCACAGAUGCUCAGCCUUCCAUGGAAUAAGUUUGUAAAGAGUGCCCUAUAUAGUGCACUACUUUUGACCAGAUCCCUAUGAGCCCUGGUAUAUAGUAGUGUGCACUAUAUAGGGGAUAGGGUGCUAUUUGGGACAAACAUGGUUAUUUAUGUUUAAGUGUACUUACAACUUGCUUUAUUUAGUUUAGUUUACUCUAUAGGUACAUUUAUGGGGAUAUUGUUAUUGUGUGAUAAGUUUUAAUGUUAUUUCUGAUUUGUUCUCAUCUGUCUAGCUUUUUCUAAACCUCUUUUUAAAGGACAAACUAUUGGAAAUGA